Molecule: messenger RNA, 1888 nt
Organism: Morus notabilis
Lineage: Eukaryota; Viridiplantae; Streptophyta; Magnoliopsida; Rosales; Moraceae
Product: acetyl-CoA acetyltransferase, cytosolic 1
Exons: 14
Coding region: 389-1639 (416 amino acids)
Biological process (GO): fatty acid beta-oxidation
Molecular function (GO): acetyl-CoA C-acetyltransferase activity
Source: RefSeq, a predicted model, not a curated record
UUGAGAGUGAUGGAUCGAUGUUUUCCGCAUCCCAAUGUAGUAGAUACAGAUUGGAUGGGGCUCGUACAAUAAUAAAUCGCACCACUUUCGUGAUCAUUCUUCUGCAGGUAUAUUAGAAACUAACAUUAAUAAUUCUUUAACAAAAAAUAAAAAAAAACGCAGUGAUCAUCUAUUUAUUUGUAUUGGGUACCUUGAUGAUUGCUUCUCUCGUCAUUUCUCUUCCUUCCAUAAUCAAAGCCUCAAACUUGAACACAAAACAAACUUCGUUUGGCUUCUCAGCAAAAAAGAUCAGAUCAUCAUCAAACGAAUAAGCUUCGGUUGGCAAAGACUCCAAUUUCUCUUCCGUUUUCUCCUUUACAAGUAUCGUUUCUGAAUCUUAGAAGCAUCCAUGGCUCCAGCUUCAAAUCCAUCUUCGUCUUCCAUUAAACCUCGAGAUGUUUGUAUAGUGGGUGUUGCGAGAACGCCCAUAGGAGGCUUUCUCGGUUCCCUCUCAUCUCUCUCAGCUACCCAGCUUGGCUCUGUUGCCAUAAAAGCCGCUCUCAGAAGGGCAGGAGUGGAGCCAUCACUAGUGCAAGAGGUGUUCUUUGGCAAUGUCCUCAGCGCAAAUUUGGGGCAAGCUCCGGCGAGGCAGGCUGCUCUUGGUGCAGGAAUACCAAAUUCUGGGAUUUGCACAACUAUUAACAAAGUUUGUUCAUCUGGGAUGAAAGCCAUAAUGAUUGCAUCACAGAGCAUUGAGCUUGGUACCAAUGAUAUAGUUGUGGCUGGUGGAAUGGAGAGUAUGUCUAAUACGCCUAAGUACCUAACAGAUGUAAGGAAUGGAUCUCGGUUAGGACAUGAUACUAUUGUUGAUGGCAUGGUCAAAGAUGGCUUGUGGGAUGUCUAUAACGACUUUGGAAUGGGAGUUUGUGGAGAGUUAUGUGCUGACCAAUAUAAAAUUUCAAGGGAAGAGCAGGAUGCUUAUGCUAUUCGGAGCUUUGAGCGAGGAGUUUCAGCACAGAAAAAUGGUCAUUUUGCAUGGGAAAUCACUCCAGUUGAAGUUCCUGGGGGACGAGGGAAGCCAUCCACAGUUGUUGACAAAGAUGAAAGUUUAGAAAAGUUUGAUGCUGCAAAAUUAAGAAAGCUCAGACCAAGUUUCAAGAAGGGGGGCACUGUAACUGCUGGCAAUGCUUCUAUCAUAAGUGAUGGUGCAGCUGCAUUUGUCCUAGUGAGUGGGGAGAAGGCACUUCAACUCAGUUUACAAGUAAUUGCUAAGAUUAAGGGGUUUGCUGAUGCAGCUCAGGCACCUGAAUUAUUUACGACUGCCCCAGCCCUUGCAAUACCAAAAGCUAUUUCAAAUGCCGGUUUGAAGGCUUCUCAAAUCGAUUACUAUGAAAUCAAUGAAGCCUUUUCCGUCGUAGCUCUUGCCAAUCAAAAGCUGCUCGGUCUUGAGCCUGAGAAACUUAAUGUACAUGGUGGGGCGGUAUCAUUGGGACACCCCUUAGGAUGCAGUGGAGCUCGUAUCUUGGUCACAUUGUUGGGGGUACUAAGACAUAAAAAUGGAAAGUACGGUGUUGGCGCCGUAUGUAAUGGGGGAGGGGGAGCUUCUUCACUUGUUCUUGAGCUCAUGUCCGUUACAAAGGUGGGACGUUCAUCAUUGUAAUGGAUUUAGUGUUUCCCGUCCUUGGAUAGAUGUUCAACCUUGCCUCCUUUUACUGUUUAAGCUUGAUUACUAGAGAGAAAAUAGAUGCAAAAGUGAAAGACAAUCUUGUAAAAACGUAUCUGUAAACGAAGGAAAAACGUUGUUGUCUGUUUUACAUAUCACGCCUUCAGCGUCGAUGUUCUUCGUCCUCCCUACACUUGUGGUGUUAAUGGAUUAAUUUGCGCCUCCAUAUACAAACUGGCAUUUGCA